Messenger RNA from Panicum virgatum (switchgrass), 2139 nucleotides. RefSeq names its product diacylglycerol O-acyltransferase 1-2-like. The transcript is spliced from 18 exons. Gene Ontology annotation, molecular function: diacylglycerol O-acyltransferase activity. Gene Ontology annotation, cellular component: chloroplast envelope; endoplasmic reticulum membrane. Lineage: Eukaryota; Viridiplantae; Streptophyta; Magnoliopsida; Poales; Poaceae. Gene Ontology annotation, biological process: triglyceride biosynthetic process. The coding region runs from base 294 to 2027 and encodes 577 amino acids. The record is from RefSeq and is a predicted model, not a curated record.
UCCAACCACAAGCAGAGAAGCGGGUGCCGUGCGCCGACGCGCCGGGCCCUGCCAGCCAGGCCGGUGACGGAGCGGACGCCUGGCAACCUCCCCCGCCCACGUGGCCGCUCUCCGAGGCCGCCGUCCCGCCCCCCGCGCUUUCCUGCGUCAGCCGCCCCCGCAGCCCAACACCCGCAUCAAAACCCGCACCUCGCCUCCUCGGCUCCUCCUCCUCCCCACCCCGCCACCGCCACCGCCGCCCCAAGCAAGUCUCGCAGCCCCAGCCCGAACCCCGGGGGCCGAGCCUUCCUCCCAUGGCCCCGCCCCACUCCAUGGCGGCGGCCUCCGAUCGCGCCGGCCCCGGGCCCGACGCCGGCGCAGGCGAGCCCUCGCUCCGCCUCCGCCGCGCCCCCUCCGCCGAUGCCGGCGAUUCCUCCGGCGGCCGGCGCGAGAACGGCGACCCGCUCCCGCCGCCGAAUCCGCAGCAGCAGCCCGAGAUGCUGUACUUCCGCGCGUCGGCGCCCGCGCACCGCCGCGUCAAGGAGAGCCCCCUCAGCUCCGACGCCAUCUUCCGGCAGAGCCAUGCGGGUCUCUUGAAUCUAUGCAUUGUUGUGUUGAUUGCAGUGAACAGCAGACUCAUUAUUGAGAAUUUAAUGAAGUAUGGCCUAUUGAUAAGAGCUGGAUUUUGGUUCAGUACAAGAUCGCUGGGAGACUGGCCCCUUCUUAUGUGCUGCCUCACAUUACCGAUUUUGCCACUUGUUGCACUUGUGGCUGAGAAGCUGAUUAGAAGGAAGCUCAUUGGUGAACAUGUGGUUAUUCUUCUUCAUAUCAUUAUUACAACAUCUGUCAUCGUCUAUCCAGCUGUUGUGAUUCUUAAGUGCGACUCAGCAGUACUAUCUGGAUUUGUGCUAAUGUUUCUUGCAAGCAUCAUGUGGAUGAAGCUUGUCUCUUAUGCACAUACAAAUUAUGAUAUAAGGGUGUUGUCCAAAAGUACUGAAAAGGGUGCUGCAUAUGGCAAUUAUGUCGAUCCUGAGAAUAUGAAAGAUCCAACCAUUAAAAGUCUACUGUACUUUAUGUUGGCCCCAACACUUUGUUACCAGCCAACUUAUCCUCGAACUACAUGUAUUAGGAAGGGCUGGGUGAUCCGACAACUUGUAAAGUGUCUUAUUUUUACAGGUCUGAUGGGCUUCAUAAUUGAGCAGUACAUAAAUCCGAUUGUGAAGAAUUCCAAGCAUCCACUGAAGGGGAAUUUUUUGAAUGCUAUAGAGAGAGUCUUGAAACUCUCAGUGCCAACACUAUAUGUAUGGCUUUGCAUGUUCUAUUGCUUUUUCCAUUUAUGGCUGAACAUUCUAUCUGAACUCCUUCGUUUUGGUGAUCGUGAAUUCUACAAGGACUGGUGGAAUGCCAAAACUGUUGAAGAGUACUGGAGAAUGUGGAACAUGCCUGUUCAUAAGUGGAUCAUUCGACAUAUAUAUUUUCCAUGCAUAAGGAAAGGCUUGUCCAGGGGUGUAGCUAUUCUAAUCUCGUUUCUGGUUUCAGCUGUAUUUCAUGAGAUAUGUGUUGCUGUGCCAUGCCACAUUUUCAAAUUCUGGGCAUUUUUCGGGAUCAUGUUUCAGAUACCAUUGGUGUUCUUGACGAGAUAUCUUCAAGAUAAGUUCCAGAACAUAAUGGUGGGCAACAUGAUAUUCUGGUUCUUCUUCAGCAUAGUUGGACAGCCGAUGUGUGUCCUUUUAUAUUAUCAUGAUGUCAUGAACAGGCAAGCCCAGGUCCUGCUGUUGAAAGAAGAUCGACGCCCUGGACGCCCAGAAGACCCAGGAGGACGUCUCGGACUACGAGAAGACCCCGAGGACCUCGGAAGACUACGAAGAGCUGCCAGUUUGGCAAGAUGCAGGGUCCGAUCAGGAGUUCGACGCCAACAACAACGGAUGGUACGAUUGAAGCUUAGAAAUCCGUGCUACGCUCAAGUGCCGCCUGUGGAGAUGAAGUUCGAGUUGAAGGAUGGACUGAAGACCAGCUACCGCUACCGUUUUCUGUUUGUUCCAGUUUAGCCCAAUGAGCUUGUAAUAAAAGUUUCGUACUGCAAAUCCUCUGGAUAUUGUAAUAAUUAAAUCCAUGUUUGAACCUGUUUUAAGUGAGUAUGAACUGAUUUACUGCCUGAAA